Molecule: messenger RNA, 4647 nt
Organism: Eleginops maclovinus (Patagonian blennie)
Lineage: Eukaryota; Metazoa; Chordata; Actinopteri; Perciformes; Eleginopidae
Gene: rab40c
Product: RAB40c, member RAS oncogene family
Exons: 6
Coding region: 406-1245 (279 amino acids)
Biological process (GO): protein localization to plasma membrane; intracellular signal transduction
Cellular component (GO): plasma membrane; endosome; synaptic vesicle
Molecular function (GO): GTPase activity; GTP binding
Source: RefSeq, a predicted model, not a curated record
GAUAUAUAACUCUGACCGUGAGAUAUAGAUUUUCUUUUGGUCGUAGAAAGAUCUUCAGUGUCAGAUUGCAGUUAUUUAUAAACUGUCAGUUUCAAUGACACUACCAGUUGUUUACAUUAUUCUCAGCAAUAAGGAUGAUGUGCUUUUCUGAACCACAUUAUUGCCAAUACGCUUGUUUUUGUAGUAGAACGUUCCUGUGAAAUUGGACCCUUUUUUUCAUCUGAAAAAGUGCACUGAAUUUGGAAGACUGUUAAAGAAAAAGAGGGCAUAACAAAGACGUUUAGUUAGUGGACACAACAUUCGGUUCAUGGCAUAACAAGCCUUUGUUUUGGUUCAAGUGUGUACAACAACACACAAGGGGGAAGUUUACAGUCAUUCUUCUUCAGCCCCUGGACGGGAUGCACCAUGGGCAGCCAAGGCAGCCCAGUGAAAAGCUACGACUACCUGCUCAAGUUCCUCCUGGUUGGAGACAGCGAUGUGGGCAAAGGAGAGAUCCUGGACAGCCUGCAGGAUGGAUCAGCAGAGUCUCCGUAUGCUUACAGUAGUGGUAUCGACUACAAAACCACCACCAUCCUUCUGGACGGGAGGAGAGUGAAGCUGGAGCUUUGGGACACGUCAGGACAGGGGAGGUUCUGCACCAUCUUUCGAUCAUAUUCCCGCGGGGCUCAGGGGAUCCUGCUGGUGUAUGACAUCACAAACCGCUGGUCGUUUGACGGCAUCGACAGGUGGAUCAGAGAGAUCGAUGAGCAUGCACCAGGCGUUCCUCGAAUCCUGGUCGGUAACCGGCUGCACCUGGCCUUCAAACGGCAAGUUCCCACGGAGCAGGCACGGGCGUACGCCGAGAAGAACGGCAUGACCUUCUUCGAGGUGAGCCCGCUGUGCAACUUCAACGUCAUCGAGUCGUUCACGGAGCUGUCGCGCAUCGUGCUCAUGAGGCACGGCAUGGAGAAAUUCUGGAAGCCCAACAGAGUGUUCAGCCUGCAGGACCUGUGCUGCAGAGCCAUCGUGUCGUGCACGCCGGUCCACCUCAUCGACAAGCUCCCGCUGCCCGUCGCCAUCAAGUCCCACCUCAAGUCCUUCUCCAUGGCCAACGGCAUGAACGCCGUCAUGAUGCACGGACGCUCGUACUCGCUGGCCAACCCCGCCGGUGGCUCCAAGGGGAACAGCCUGAAGCGCUCCAAGUCCAUCCGUCCGCCGCAGAGCCCGCCGCAGAACUGCACCCGCAACAACUGCAAAAUCUCCUAAUGAACGGUGGGGAGGCGGUUGCACAGGAUGAAAAAAAGAGCACAUCCCUAAACCUGAGGAGCUGAAGAGCAAAAAUGAUGGAUAAAGGGAUCCUGCUCUCUUAAAGAGCCUUUCCAGGGGAGCAGCGCCUCCGGAUAUCAGGAGGAGAGCACGGGAAAAACGUCUCCACAGACCGGAUCCCCCACGAGAGUCCCCGCUGGCGUUUUAACUACAUGUACAGAAAUCUCUCACAAACGUAUUUAGUUCCUCGACAUGAUGCACGCCUCAUCGUGUCUGUGCAUCACAGAAAUCACCUCAACACUCUUCACUUUUUAUGUCUCACAUUUCCCUCUUUCUUCCACUUUUAUGUCCACACCUCAGUUUAUUUGCUGUUUUAAUGACCAAUAAGCUAAUGAUCAAGACACUAGUAACCAGCCAGUCCCUUUUAUUGAUCAUUGUUUGUGCUCAGCUGGCUGUAACGGUUUUUUUUGCACACUCACGGGAGAAUUCACAAAGACUGGAUUGCAGCGGCUGAUAGCAAAGUCCCUCACGAUAGAAAACACACCCCUGAUGUUUUGCAGUGCAAUCUGCCAUAUCCUUGCAGCAUGGAUACAAGGCACAAAGAACAGACCGUGAGCUGCACAAAAUGCAGUCAUUCUUAAAAAAACUUACGGCAAGGAAUGUCAAUGUGACAAAGAGAAACCAUUCUCUGAAGUCUCUUCUAAUUUCACUGAAACUGCUUCUGGUUAUUUGCGCUGAUCUUUUUUGGCAGGCGUAUAAAAAGGCCGAUUUUGUGCCAAGUUUCUGCAUAUGACCAAAUUGAAAUGCAUGCAAACAUCACAGCAGCACAUAGAGCGUUGAGACUGACAUGUUUCUCUUUGUCUUAUCCACAGAGGUUGAGCCGCAGAAGUCGUGCAAUCUUUUUUGUGAAUUCGCCCGUUGUUCUGCCUCGGAAGUUGAAAUGUUUUGAGUAACUCUCUGAAGGGAAAUCUUGGCGACAAGUUCAGUGAUGGUUUAACAGCUGGAGUGUUCAGGACCACCUCCCUCUUUAAAAUCAUUUAAAAGACACAGCCUGAUCCAGAGCUCAGGUUUAUUUGUGAAUAUUCCCGUAUAGCUGUGAAUAAAAACACAUACUGCAUUUUUAAUGAGUCCGUUCACCAACACAAACUCAAAUCAGGGAGUCAAAUUCGUUUCUCGUUUCUCGCUAUUUUACGUUUUAUUGUUGACACAGCCACCUGCCGCGGCAAGGCAACCAGCGAACCAGUGAUGCUUGUUGCCAUGGAUACCACUCAAUAGUUUUGGGUGAAAUAUUUAUUUUUAACUAGCAGCCACUUCUGGAAGAAGAGCAGUACAUGAUCGCAGGAUGCUGCGGUUCAUUUUAUAUUUCUCAUAUUUGUCGAUAAUUCCCAUUAUAAGCUUAGUCCUUUUUUGCCACAAGUGCUUCUGGGAGUUGUAGUCAGGAGAGGUAAAGCUUCACACUGUUUGGAUACAGGAAGAGCUUACUUUAUACUAGCACUCUUCCCCCCCACUCUCCCAAAUGUUUAGAAACAGCUGCUUCUUGUUGUUUUCACGUCCAGGCUUUUAGUUCAACACUUAUAAAAGGAUAUGCUCCGUCAGGGCGGAACUCAAAUAGCAGGGGGGGAUAUCUUUUUAAUCCUCCAGUUUUUCUGCAUUGUGUGGAAUUCCCCCAUCCCUCCCAGGCGUGAUUUCCAUACAUUGAUUAGAGGUGGAGCGAGAGGAAGAUAUCUGAGGAGGUGUAGCUGCUCAGCAUGGUGUCAGGUAGAGUGGAAUAUCUGCAGUAUUUACAGUAAACACCGCCUAUGUUUACCACUCUUCUCUGAAUGUCACUCACUCCCCUCAGCUCCUCGUCUCCUGCAGUAUCUCCCUGAAGGGUCAAACGGCGGCUUCUGCGCAACAUCACAAUGUAUUGAUCAGAAAUACUGUUAAAAAUACAUUAGGAAUUAAUAUUAAAAGCUUUUAUUAGGUUUAUUCGUUUCAGAAGAGCAAUAGUUUCAAUUAAUUUCAGAGUAACCGGAGGAAAGGGGCAUUUGAUCGGGACUAUUUUCAUGGGAUUUGUUGACAGAAGGCCAAAAAAUCAUCACUUGAAUCAAUCAUGACAAAACCAUUAGCAUCCACGUGAUAACCCCCCUGUUCUCACUCCUGGCUGCAUUCAUGUCCAGUGGGAAACGGCAGAUUCGAGUUGUAAACAUUGUUCUAAUUUGUAAGGUUAAAGGUGGAUUCUUCCAAGUCCCUGAUUUGUAAUCUCCCACGGGAAUGAAAGCAGCACUUCUCCCUCUCCCCUGCCUCUGAUCUACACCUCUGCCUCUGCAUGCUGUCCCAUGAUUCAUAGUUGCUGAAUAAUAGAUGCUCUUUUUCAUAGAUCUCUGGAGGGCUUCAUCAGUCCGUCUCUUUCAUCCUCUCAGCUCCACCUCGCAGCACCCACCUCGUUUUUUCGAUAACACACACAUACACAUUUUCCUCAGGUGUUCAGUGUGUUUUCUACGGAGGCCCAGAGUGGCUUACACAAAUACGGAGGCAAUGAUUUAGUAGGUUUUUGAACACAAGAUGUUUCAAAAAUUAGGGACUCAAAUUUGGGCAGUACCAUAGGCUCACAAUGACGAUAUAGGUGAUAAUAAUAUUUAUACCACGUUCUCUGGUAAUUAUUAAUAAAUGUUCAAUAAAUAAUCUCAUGGUAAAGCAUGUACACUCUGAUUUUAAAUGAUGGCAAUAAAUGGAAAUAGGCCUAGCAUAACACGCGAUUUAAGCAAUAUUGAAAAAUGCACACAGCAUACAUUUUUCUACCGUUUUCUAUAUAUCAUAAUGUUGCCCGGCCAUAACUCCCGCUUGUUGCCAAGAUAUCCAGAAGAAGUUUCCCUCUCUGUGCUUUCAUCGUUGCUGACUUGUUUUGUCAUAUAUUGUACGUCUAGCCUCUUAUGUGAUAACACACAUUUGUCUCCAUGUUUUGGUUCAACGCCUCCCUUUUUGUUGUAGUAUGGACUUCCUCCUCAGUGUUUGCUGACCCUACUAAAUUGUGUAUCUCCUGAACUGAGUUUCAAUGUUGGAGUUAAAAAAAGAAGAAAAAAAAGGAUGGUGGAAGGUUCCGGGCGGAUAUUGUGGAAGUGUUUGUAUAAAGGAGCGGACUGUUGUGAUAAUGAUGGGGAAAAAAUGUAAAACACUAUUCUGGUAUUUGGCUAAAGCUGCUGAGUAAUCUGAAGUGUGUGUGUGAGAGAAAGAGACAGUGUGUGUGUGUGUGUGUGUGUGUGUGUGUGUGUGUGUGUGUGUGUGUGUUUUGUGAGAAUGUUCCUUUAAACACGAAGCUGAACAUGUUUUUCCUUUUUUUAAAUUAUUGAUUGUACAGUUUUAAGGCAAGGGUAUGAAGAGAUAAGGCUUUUUCACAAUAAAACUAUUGAAUGUUGGAGUCAA